AUGGUGUCCUUGCGCGACAUCCUCCCGUUCAGCACAAAGGUCUGCGUGAUGAAGCGCGUCCGCUCAGACGGCAGCGUCGAGCUGUACUGCGAGCGGCCUACCAAGGCAAACGCCAGCCGGGACGAGUGCAUCGAAUGCCUCCCAGUUGAGGACUGCCAAGAGAUUUACGGCCUGGACCCGACUCCUGUCUUUGCUACCUCCAAGCGCGAGUACUACACCAUGGAUGGACAACUCUACUCGCGCCCCGCUCAGCAGCCUGCACGUUCCUCGCAGUCGUCCAACAGCUCCAGCAGUUCUCGGGAUCGCAAUCACGAAUCGAGACGAUCUCACCAUUCCCGGUCCACAGCACCCGUCUUGCGACCAGGAAACCCCGUCACCAAUAACUCGACGCGCAUUUCGAACGCAGGAAACAACCGACACACAGAGCGCCACUCAAGCCGCUUGUCCAACAAUGGCUUCAUUCUAAACGGCAAUGGUAACACAAUCAACUUCCACAACAACCGCACCCACCUCAACUAUUCGGGCAAUGCCACUUCCUCUUACCAUGAGAAUCGCCGGUACAACACCCACUCCGCGAGCCAGAAUCGUCGUCCCAGCCCAGACGUCGAACUGCGCACAAGAGGCUACUCUCCUCCCCGUGAGCGCUCCGAUUUCUCCGCCGCCGAGCAAGCUGCCUGGGAGGAACGCCAGUGGCGAAAGCUUCAAGAGGAGGAGUACGGGCGGGACAGAUCGCCUUCGCCUUGCUAUGACUACGAAGACAAUCGCGACGACCGUGUGAACCGGCAAGAGCGUUCCCGCUCCAGACGUCGCGAGGACAGCCGCGGAAGAUUGUCAACCGUGUACCACGACUGCGAGGACGACCGCGACGAGCACGACGAUCGCUCCCGCUCCAGACGUCGCGAGCACAGUUGCGGAAGAACUCAUUCCACUUACUACGACUACGAUGACAACCAUGGCGAGCCUCAAGAGCGUCCUCGCACCAGCCUUCGCGAGCGCAGUCGUCGCGAAUACAGCCGCGCAAGAUCUCCUUCCCCUUACUCCGAUUACGAAGACAACCGCAACGAUCGCGACGAGCGCGAAGAACGCCUCCACUCCCGCCGCCGUCAACGCAGCGAUUCGAUCGAAGUCCUCGACUCCCGGUUCAUCUACGCUGGCAGUGGCGAGUUCCAGGGUGGUGGUUGGAUCUACGCCACCCAGAGGGAAUACAGCGCUGACGGCGGCUUCACCUACGUGGGCGAGGGUCGCUACGACAGCGACGGCAGGGAGUACAGCCGCUGA
Molecule: messenger RNA, 1278 nt
Organism: Colletotrichum siamense
Lineage: Eukaryota; Fungi; Ascomycota; Sordariomycetes; Glomerellales; Glomerellaceae
Exons: 2
Coding region: 1-1278 (425 amino acids)
Source: RefSeq, a predicted model, not a curated record